AUGGUAUCAGAGCAGGCAAUGACUGAUUCAAAUGAUCCAAAUACCACUCAAAGCAAUACAAAUACUACUCAAACCAGAAACACAAAUUCUGAUCCGUCACACCCAAGUAAUCCCUUCUACAUUGGAGCAAAUGAUAAUUCUGGGUCUUUGCUUGUUCCUCAUACACUUGACUCAAACAAUUAUCACUCAUGGGCAAGAUCCAUGAAACGAGCACUCCGAAUCAAGAAUAAACUUGGUUUUAUCGAUGGAAGCAUUUGUGAACCCACUGCUGCAGACAGUCUUCUCAUGGAACAUUGGCUUCGAUGUAAUGACAUAGUAAUUACUUGGCUACAAAACACCAUGGCGCCAGAUAUCAAGAGAAGCACUCUAUAUGCAGACACAGCUUACCAAUUGUGGAAGAAACUUGAGCAAAGAUUUGCCCAGCACAACGCACCAAGAGUCUUUGAAAUCAAACAGAACAUUGCUAAUUUAAUUUGUUCUUGUGGAGGAUUGAAAGAUGUGAUUAAUAACCAACAAAGAGACUGGGUUAUGAAAUUCUUAAUGGGGCUUAAUGAUUCUUACAAAAAUUUGAAG
Messenger RNA from Olea europaea var. sylvestris, 573 nucleotides. RefSeq lists its product as uncharacterized. The record is from RefSeq and is a predicted model, not a curated record. The annotation marks the transcript as partial. The transcript is spliced from 2 exons. NCBI's taxonomy places the organism in Eukaryota, Viridiplantae, Streptophyta, Magnoliopsida, Lamiales, Oleaceae.